AUGAGCAUCAAAAAAAAUUUUCAAGUAGUUAAGUACUUCCUUGAUAAAAAAAUUGUUGAUUUGAAGAGCACUUCAAUAGACAUUCUUAAAUUACUUGUAAAUGUAACAGAGAAAAAGUCCGUAUUUGAUUCAGACAAACUUUUGGAUCGUCGCAUUAAACCAGUUGAAAGUGAUUUAGACAUUUCAUGGAUUCUUGAUUUAGUUAAAUAUUUAGAGAAAGUCAAAUUCAUUUACUCUCUGAGAACAUAUGAUUUUCUCAACAUCUACAAGAAUAUGCAAACGGAAGACAAACGAGAAAUUGAAAUGACAAAAGAAUUUCUUAAAACAGGAAAUUCGAAAGUUCUUGAUUCAUAUGAGAAUGAAAUUUCAGAAGAAUUUUUUGACACAUUUGUUUCACAUCCCGAAUUUUUCAACACUAACAACUUGAUCAAAUCUAUCAACAAUCUUUCACUUCCAUUCAAAACUCUUAAUGAAAAUAGCAUUUGUGUUCUCAAUCAACUUAUUGAAGAAUACCGGAGUGACUUAGAGGUCAGUUUUCCAUAUUCUAAUUUCUUUUAUUUCUUCAAACAUUGUGAAGAAAUUUUUCCAUUUGUUAAAGAAAUUGAUGGCUUUUGGAACUACAAACCACCAAAAUACCAAUCAUUUUCCGGAUUCAUCAAAGACAUCAACAAGAUGGUUCACAAAAAGAAAAUUCCAACUGACUUACCGAAAUUACAAGCAUUUUGCAACUCAUUUGAAUCACAAGAAGAAGAACUUUACAUUGAUGAUAUCAAAUACAUUAAAAAUGAAGGUAAAGCUAAAAUGAAAACUUUGAUAUACAUGCAAGUUGUGAAUCCAACACCAAUAAUUACGAAGUUCAGUGAUACGUUUUCAUUAAAAUGGCAAAAGCCCGACUACACAGAUAAGUUCAUUUCUAAUUUGAAUGAAGAAAAGUUAACAGUUGGUUCACUCAUUUUAAGAUUACUUCAAAAUUCAAAUGCAUUUGAAUGUAAUAUGGAAAUAUUCUCCAAUUACUUCAAAGAAAGAAACGAAGAGCAGAAAUCGAAAAUCGAAAAACAAAGUAAUCUUUCUGAGUUUUAUUUUAAUCUUCAAAAAGAAAUUGAAUCCAAAGAGAAAAUCCACAAAACAAAGAUCUCAUUUAUUAAUGAUUUUAAUGAUGAACUUCCAGAAAAGAUGACGAAAGAAAGAUUUUAUUUGUUUGAAAAACUUUUAUUUGUUGACAAAAAUAAGUGGAAACUUAUUGAAAAUUCAUUUUUAGCUGUUUUCACAUUUUGUGAAGAAAACCAUUUGUUCCGAUACCAAGAACAUAUUAUUGCAUAUACAUUGAAAUGUAUUGAAGAAAACAACAAUAUUUUCUUUACAAAUCCAUUAAAAGAACUCUACAAAUUCAUUUUGAAUUCUAUAAUCAAUGAGAAAGAAAAUGAAUUUUCAGACAUCUUCAGAAUUCAUAAAGAAAAUGAAGAUAAGAUCUCAAAUAUCAAAUCAAACAUGAAAUCCGAAGUACUUAAUGUAGUGAAAACAGAUUUUGCAUCAUCAAGAAAUUCAGAAAUCAAAGAGAAAUUGGAAAUUUAUUCUAGUUAUUUCCACAAAAUUGUGAAAAAUACUCCUCUUUUGAUGGUCAAACCUAAAUUUGAAAGUAUUGAUUAUUCAUUUGACAAAGUUAAGUUUUACAACAUUCUUUUGUCAUAUAAUCAGCUGAAUCUUGAUCUUUCUGAAUUCAAAGAAUUUGAUGAAUACGAUUUUGUUUUCCAAUCGAAAGGGCCAAUGAUUGUUAAAAACACCAAAACAAACAAAUCUCAUCGAUAUUCACAAACACAAAGUCCUCAUCUUUAUGUCAUUGUCAACAACACCGUUGACAAGUCACUCUACAAGUUUGAGAACUCAACACCAACAUGGACCAAAGUCAAAGUUCCGAAAUUCAACAAAUUUUAUGGCGAUAUCAGUUUCGAACUUUUUUAUAAUUCUUUUAAAGAUUUAGAAAAUUCUUUUGCAAAUGGAAAAGAUUUAUCAUUCGAAGUAUUUGGAGAAAACUUCAACAAGUUAUUAGAGUUUUUAGACAAUUCAUCUGAAAUAAAUGAUGAAUUAUUUGUUAUUAGAUUCCGAAAUCUUAUCAAAUCUAUUAACAUCGAUUCAAAUCAUUAUCCAGAAACAUUUCAAGUUUUUGAUAAAUACAUUAAUUUAUCUAAUGAAAUCAAAGAAAUCAACACAAAUGAUUCAUUGACAAAUCUCAUUAAUGAUAAAAUAUCAAAAGUAAAUGAAGUUGUUCUUCCAAGUACAAAUGAUCAGAAUGAAGAAAAUUUCCACUUCAGACUACAAACAAAAUUUACACCAAAAAUUAUUGUAACAGAUUCAGGAAUCAAACCAAAUUUCACUCAAAUUUAUUUUUCCAAUUUCAAUGUUAACUUCGACAUUUUAGAAAUCUCCAUCUUUCUUGAAGGAUCAUUCCAGUUUUUAGAUGUCUCUAUUGAAUCUGACUCAAACAUUAUUAAAUCCGAAGUUAUUGAUGACAAAAUCAUUUUAACAUUUGAUUUAUCAUCCAAACCAAACAAAAUCGAAGGAAAUUUAAAAAUCUCAGAUAUCAAAAUUCCUAUUUUGUUAUGUUUUAAUUAUGACAGUUCUAAUAUUAAUGGUCCUCAUUUCGUUUUCAGUAAUAUGGAUGUGAUUCCUUGGGUAUUUAGAACGACAGUCGAAUCAAUCAACACUGAUGUAAUGACCAAGAUUGUUGAGUUGAUUGACAUAUAUAAAUUAAUUAGUGACAAAUUGGAUUCUUUAUUUUUCAGAUACCUGAAAUUUAAACAACAAUCACUUCUAGAUAAUUUGAAGAGAACAUUUUCUAGUAUGUAUUCAUUACAUAAUUUCUUUGGAACUCAUUCAUUCGAUAAGUUUUGUCCAUAUUAUUCUUCAGCACAAGAGUUCGAAACAUCAUUUUGUCAAUCACUUCGAAACCUCGGUAUCGACGAUACUUCAUCAGAAGAAAACUUUGAUUUCUACAAUGUUUUUUGUUACAAAUCUUCUCAUGACAAUUAUUCCAUUAUAUAUGAUCCAAAUGUUAAACGCAAAGAAACGCAUUUAAUUGAAGAAGAAAUUGUUUCAACCCCAUUGAAUCAAAACAAAGAUGAAAUUGCAGAAAUUAUUGAUGGAAAAGUUUCUAUUCCACAAGAAUCUGGAAAAACAAAAUCAUAUCCUGUUCAAGAAAUAUUUUCAUCUAACCAUAAUGAAACCAUUGAAGAAAGCAUAAAUUCAAUUUCUUCAAAUUCAGAUAAAUCUAAUCACGGGGAUUAUUCCAAACAAGAAAACAAUUCUGAGAUUUUAGAGAAAGAUGAUAUUCAGAAUUCUGAUUCACAAAAUAAUAUCCAAGUCGGAAGUAUUUCAAAUCAGAUGAUGCCACAAGAAUUUAACAAUAUGCAAAACUAUUUCAAUCCGCAAGUGCAGAUGUUUCAGAUGCAAAUGCAACAACAAACUCAAUCUCAGAUUCCUCCACAGUUCCAGAGAAUGAUUCCACCUCAGAUCCAAAACAACCCACAAGCUAUUAUUCAGUAUCAACAGAUUCAACAGCAAUAUCAAUCACUUCAGAUUCAGCUUUCAUUCGUUCAACAAUCAGCAUUAUUUAUCUCCUCCAAACACUUUAUAUUCAAAUCCUAA
Trichomonas vaginalis G3 is the source of this 3642-nucleotide messenger RNA. RefSeq names its product zebrafish dkey-56m19.5 family. The coding region runs from base 1 to 3642 and encodes 1213 amino acids. The record is from RefSeq and is a predicted model, not a curated record. Lineage: Eukaryota; Parabasalia; Trichomonadida; Trichomonadidae. The transcript has a single exon.